GCCUAAUCGCCCGCCUUCCACCUCCUUCCCUCUCUUGCCGUGCUACUUAAGAUCAUCUUCCACUCUUCAACCUUACUUCUUUCUCAUCACAUCAACCCCAAACCCUGGAGACCUUUUGGAAUCUCUAAACCUCACUCCAUCAUCAUCUUCAUCAUCUCUUUCAUACUACUAAACUCAAACUCUCAUUCAUCUCAACCGCCAACAUGCAGAUCUUCGUCAAGACCUUGACCGGAAAGACCAUCACCCUUGAGGUGGAGUCCAGCGACACCAUUGACAAUGUCAAGUCCAAGAUCCAGGAUAAGGAAGGCAUUCCUCCUGAUCAACAGCGUCUCAUCUUCGCUGGAAAGCAACUUGAAGACGGUCGCACCCUGAGUGACUACAACAUCCAGAAGGAAUCCACUCUCCAUCUCGUCCUCCGCCUCCGUGGUGGUAUGCAAAUCUUCGUCAAGACCCUCACAGGCAAGACAAUCACUCUAGAAGUCGAGUCAUCCGACACCAUCGACAAUGUCAAGUCAAAGAUCCAAGAUAAAGAGGGUAUUCCUCCAGACCAACAGCGAUUGAUCUUCGCCGGUAAACAGUUGGAAGAUGGUCGGACUCUGUCAGACUACAACAUUCAGAAGGAGUCUACUCUUCAUCUCGUGCUCAGACUGCGAGGUGGUAUGCAGAUCUUCGUCAAAACCCUGACUGGCAAGACUAUUACUCUAGAAGUCGAAUCGUCCGACACCAUCGACAACGUCAAGUCAAAGAUCCAAGACAAAGAGGGUAUCCCACCUGAUCAGCAGCGAUUGAUCUUUGCAGGCAAACAAUUGGAAGAUGGUCGAACUCUUUCCGACUACAACAUCCAAAAGGAGAGCACCCUGCAUUUGGUGUUGAGACUGCGUGGUGGUCAGUAAAUGCCACUUACACAGUAGCGACUUUAUGACACAUUGAACGAGGCGUUUCACAUAUGACGGGGUUAGGGGCUCAUGCUUGGAUGGUGUUCGCCAUAUCAUGCAUUGCAGCAACGUCGCCACUUGGUGAAUUUGGCGAUACCAACCAUUAGAGCUGUAGAUUCAAAAUGAUAUGAU
Messenger RNA from Exophiala mesophila, 1067 nucleotides. Its product is annotated as polyubiquitin. Gene Ontology annotation, cellular component: cytoplasm; nucleus. Bases 204 to 893 code for a protein of 229 amino acids. Lineage: Eukaryota; Fungi; Ascomycota; Eurotiomycetes; Chaetothyriales; Herpotrichiellaceae. The transcript has 3 exons. Gene Ontology annotation, biological process: protein ubiquitination; modification-dependent protein catabolic process. The record is from RefSeq and is a predicted model, not a curated record. Gene Ontology annotation, molecular function: ubiquitin protein ligase binding; protein tag activity.